CAUGCGCAAAAAGGACAAGAAUUUGGCGGAUCGUGAAUAGUUAAAGUAGGGCUACGCCCCGCUUUUCUCAUAGCCCAGGUGCAGUGAAACGAGACAGUGUAGUUUGUAGACCACAGAGUAGCGCCACAGGUUUUGCUAGCUAAAACGCACAGCACACGGAUUCGAACUCCGCGUAUUGCAGCGCCGCGACGAGUGUGGGCACAGAGAUUAGAUUAGGGUAAAGAUGCCGGUGAACGGGCCCUCCAAAGUCGAGUCCAAGUGCCUGUCAAUGUGCGGACGAGUGGAUCCGUUCACGACUCUUGGGAGCGGUCGGAGAGAGCUGAAGGUUCCUCCGAACUUCUGGCAUGAACUAGCUACCGACCAUGAAGCAGUCAGCAACUUCAUAGUUUGUCUGGUGACACGGCUCAUCUCCCUGGACAGUGCUCAUGGGUUGGAUCUUCUGGUCAGUGUAUACAGGGAUCUGGUGGAGUUGCCCAUGGACCAGAGCAAGUACAGAUCCUGGGCCAGCAAGUCUCUUCCAGAGAACCUACGACCUGCUGCACUGGAGCUCCAGCAUGCAAUAGUGACGACCAUCUAUUUCCUGACUGAGUUCUACUCGUAUCGGCCCACUAUACACCUCAGGCAUAUGUACCUUCGUUGGAACCUUGCUCGCAACAAAGGCAGUGGAGAUGUUUCCAUCAAACUGGCAGAUUCUUUCGAGGAAAAGGUCCUCUCUCCGUUCUCGGUGGCACAGUCGAAGGACGCGAUAGUCCACUCGCCCCAGACCCAACUCUCGAUCCAGGGGGAGGCGGCAGAGUCGAAGAUCCUCACUCGACUGGUGGACCUGUGCUGUCAGAACCACCGCAGAGCCCAUUUUGGAGUCCUCCCGCCAGAAGUCAGCAAACUAUGCAUCUAUUCUUCAGUGAGUGAAGCGCUGUCGUACAUCGGUCUCCAAGACCUAACGACCAGGAGCCACCUCACCGGAGGUCCGGUCGUCCGCCACGUCACUCUGUGUCUAGGGAACAUGGCGGUCCACGGGCAGACUAGCUCCGAGCAGGGAGACCACGAGGGCCUCCUCCCACUCCUCCAGCUACUGCGAGACCUUGUCACCAUGCAAUUCCCUGUGGAGAGAGGCGAGGCGUACAUGGCAGUAAUGCCGUUCUACAUGUGGCCAGUGUCCCACGCAGAAUGCAGUCGGCGGCUACUGAGUCUCUUGGCCACGGAGGGCAAGGUAUCCGGGACGAGUUUCAGGAGGAAACUACUGGUGGAGAGUAGCCUUGGUCUGCAGCUGAAGAACACCGAGAUCCGAGGUCAGCUGGUCCACAUGCUAGUGGACAUAUCUACCCCUGCCAGCCACGGUGCUCAGUUCUCUGGUGUAUUCACCGACAGACACGACCUUCCGACCUCCGAGGCACUUCAUCGCAUGAUCAUUAGGAGUUGUUUCAAGUCUGUGUUUCCAACUCACGAGAUGUUGGAACUGGAGACACGUCUUCAGCGUCUGUCUCCGAAGGCUCUGGUGGGUGUGUGUUGUGAGUGUGUGGAGGUGAUGGAGGGAGGAGUGACGAGGGAAGAUGGGGAGUUCAGUGACGGCAUGCCGGAAGACAUUGUGUCAGAGAUGAACAAAAUUCACCAGAGAAUCAUACAUGAAACUGAUCAACGGGACAGUGCACUGAGCUGUGGAGGUAGUGAGAGCGGAGGUCGCGACCUCUCAGAGGAAACACUCGGAAUCUUCCCUCUCCCUUCCCCAGACAUUCCCACCCACACUCUGGACCCCUGCAAGUACCCUCAGGUCCAGGCAAAGUUGAGAGAGGUUCUGGUGCAGUGUCAGAAGCAGGUGUCUCCAGUGGUGACAAGUAAGAGAGCGUUCUCUCAGACUAGCAUGGACAGCACGGGCAGCAGCUACCUCGUGGAGGGCGAUACCUCCAGAACACCACUCAUUAACCGUCUCACGGGAGGGAAGGAAGCUUCGGAGGCUGGGGGACUCGACACUCUGGUGGUUCAGAGUAACGGUCACUGCAAGGAGGAGGAGGAGGAGGAAGAAGACGUGGAGUCAUGUGAUAAUCAUGUGGCUAGUCCGGACUCGGGUCAUGUGAUGUCACCUGAUCCCGUGACCUCGUUUUCCCCACCGCCGAUGUUGAGCGAAGAAGAGACACAUGUCAAGAAACGACGGUCGCUUUCAACCGAGAUUGCUCCGUCGCCGUUCCAUUCCCAGGACCAGAACGGGGACACGACUACCAGGAGCCAAAACUCAUCGGACGAGGUUUUCAAUCAGACCCCCAACAGCCAUGGGUCUUCCUCGUCGGACCAAUCGCCCCAGAUGAGGGGGAGGGGGAAAUUAAUCCGGAGGAAGACGGUCCCGGCAAAACUCCACCCACCAUCCUCCAGCCCUCGUAACCGUGGUACCCGUACCUCAAUCAUCAGCCACGCCCCCUCGUAUGGGACCUCACGGAAGGGGUACCAUAACAUCGCAGGUACACCGACAGUCCCUUCUUCGGCCAUCCCUCUCGGGAGUCGAAUUCUCUCCACACGGACAGGGAGCAUGUCUCUACCGAAGAAAAAAAAUAAAGUUGCACUUGGUGGAGCUGGCUCCCCGAUCCACGACAACUCACCAAAAUACAGAGUAUUGAAAAUCAUUCUCGCCGGUAGCGACCAGCUAGUCUGCCACACUGCAAAGGCCUAUGCUUACUUCUUGGCAGAGGAGCCUAAUCUACUGACGGGGCUGGAUGUGAGGUUCUAUCACGUACCUCUCUCAACGGCAUCGACUGCCGACUGGCUGGUUCCGGAACGUUCCGCAAUCGCCGGUAGAGACUCGCCCGAAGCAGUUGUCGGAGAGCCUGCAAACACUUGUGGUUGCGACGUGAAUAUCGGCCGAUACAUGUCCCACCUGGACAGCUGGUAUGAGAGGAAUGUAGCACUGGCCGUCCACCAUUCCUUGAGACUCCUCCCACCAAUUAUGGAUCGGAAUCUCUCUCCUCCUCCUCCUCUGCCUCUCUCGAGUGACGCUCACCACAUCAGACCUCCACUCACUCCUUCUAAGAUUCUGAUUGAUUCAGUGGCUCACUAUCUGAGGGAGGCUAACCACUGCAUUAGAGCCAAGCUAUACAAAAUAAAGAUGAUUCUGAAGACAGAGAAACAGCACAAGAUGGACAACAGAGAGAUGUACAUGCUCCACAGACUGGACGUCCAGAGACUGACCGGCAAGAAGAGUCACCGGCAGGCCAAGCCAUUUGAGGCCAAUCUCCAGCUAACUGAGGUGAGCCAGGAGCUUUGUGCUUGUUUCUGCUAAAUUUUACAUCGCAUACAAGACUGAUCGAAUCACUCUGGCUUUCUUAGUUCAUUUUCCAUAUGGGAGCAUGUCAUAAAUGGAAGAGUUUAAUUGCAGAUGCUAGAUGCUACAUGUGAGAAGCACAGCUAUGCUUUAUUAAUUAACCUCUUGACCCCUUCACGGCUUGAGAAUUUUGUCUGUUGUUGUAGCUGUCACUGGACGGUAGCUACAUCAGAUCUGACGUGACUCCAUUGAAAGAGGUGGUGUCUGUUAGAGCGUCCAACAUUCCCUCCUAUUCAGACCCAACUGUCGCCAACCCAGAGUCAGAGUGCUUCGAACUGUCGGUGGUGACGGCACACUCAGAAGGCAACAGGUUUAUAAAAUCUCGACUGACAGAGCAGACCAACUACCACACUAACCACCUAACUCUGGAGACAAAGAAGGAGCCACUCACUGUCAUGGUGGACGGAGAUUCCAACGGUCUCAUUGAUAACGUCAUCAGAUUGGAGAUAAUGCCGGCCUAUCUCGGAGGCCCAGCCCCUCCCAUGAGCGGAACUGCUGGCGAGAACAGAACUAACAAACAACUCUUUCUCCCUCUCAUGACUUUCUGGCCAAUCGACCUUUAACCUCCAUAAAUGGUCUCCCCGUCAAAACAUAUCGUCUCUAUUCCGUUUCUAUUCCAUGUUCAUUGACUGGUUUUAUUGAAAGUGUGAAAUAAACAGUUUAUCAGGAAAAAACAACAAAACAUCACAGUUAGUAUAAUAAAUCAAGUGUUUGUGCAAUUAUUUUUUACAAAACGUGCUGAAAUGAACAAAGGUGAAUU
Geodia barretti is the source of this 4067-nucleotide messenger RNA. NCBI's taxonomy places the organism in Eukaryota, Metazoa, Porifera, Demospongiae, Tetractinellida, Geodiidae. The record is from the annotation of a GenBank genome assembly.